AUGGCCUUACAAUAUCUCGCCCCAGAACUUCUCGUCCGCAUUUUCGAAUCACUCUCCUCCGUCCCAGACAUCAUAAGUCUCUCUCUGACCUGUCGCUACUUCUAUGAAAUCCUACCCAAAUCGCAAAAACUGGCACUCUUCUUCAGCACAAUAGACGAAACAGAUGGACCAGUCGAAGAUAUUAUACAACUCUUGACCCAGAACAACAAUCAAAUGCUGCAUCUACGGCGCUCUCCACCUCUAUCUUUUGCCUUGCUCUCGCAAGUCACUGCUGUUGCUCGCGUAGCACAGAGUUAUGUUGAUAUAUUCCCCAAAUUCAAGUGGCUAGAGGCGGAGAGUGUCAACCGACGAGUUUUGGAUCGCCACGAAGCUCGUCGACUGCGACGCGCAGUCUACAGGCUAUGGAGCUACGCCAAAGCAUUUCAUCAAUUUCCUUAUCGCACCGCGCGCACUGAUGCCACAGCCACGACAGAGCGACUUCAGCUUCUGCGUACGUGGUCGAACGACGAACUCUUUGAGCUGGAGGAUUUCCGCAGUUUGCUCGAACAGUUGCUUGCCACCGAAAUCUGUCCCACCGAUGGAGAAGUAUAUUCGCGGGUACCCGAAGACGCGCAGAAAUUCCAUCUUUCACUGCAGUAUCCGUACCUCCGUCCCGUCGCAUCCACUCCGCAAAUUUUCAAUGAUCUUUUCCACAGCUCUCGCGACUCUGAUGGUGAUUUACACAAACCAACCGUCCAGGAACUCCGGAUUAGGCACAUGCAAGGAUGGGGCAGUGAUCUGCAGAACUUCUACUUGAUCCAGUCAUUCUUGAAGUUUUCACCUGCACAGAUCUUGUGGUUGUUCGACAAUGCAGUCAGUCGCGCAGACGUAGAACGAUUCAUCGAACAGCAGACUCACGAUCCAUGCUUCUUCGAGAGUGGGUCUAUGUUUUUCCAAGACUGGGUAACAGUGUUGCAUGCGCGAGGUGUGGAUGUGCAACAAGCGCGCGAAGCAAUCUGGGAAGAGAAGGCUGGAAUCGUGGUUACCAAGGUAUAG
Messenger RNA from Cladophialophora bantiana CBS 173.52, 1035 nucleotides. RefSeq lists its product as uncharacterized. Bases 1 to 1035 code for a protein of 344 amino acids. Gene Ontology annotation, molecular function: protein binding. The record is from RefSeq and is a predicted model, not a curated record. The transcript has a single exon. NCBI's taxonomy places the organism in Eukaryota, Fungi, Ascomycota, Eurotiomycetes, Chaetothyriales, Herpotrichiellaceae.